GCAGGACAAGUUGCUCCUCACACUUGCUUCUGACAUAGUUGUGUUGAAAUACAAGCCCAGAAACAGACACCAUGGUGCACCUGACUGAUGCCGAGAAGGCUGCCAUCUCCGGCCUGUGGGGAAAGGUGAACGCUGAUGGAGUUGGCGCUGAGGCCCUGGGCAGGCUGCUGGUGGUCUACCCUUGGACCCAGAGGUUCUUUGAACACUUUGGGGACCUGUCCUCUGCCUCCGCUGUCAUGGGCAAUGCCCAGGUGAAAGCCCAUGGCAAGAAGGUGAUCACUGCCUUUGGUGACGGCCUGAAACACCUGGACAACCUCAAGGGCACCUUUUCUGCCCUGAGUGAGCUGCACUGUGACAAGCUGCACGUGGAUCCUGAGAACUUCAGGCUCCUGGGCAAUAUGAUUGUGAUUGUGCUGUCCCACGACCUGGGCAAGGAUUUCACCCCCGCUGCACAGGCUGCCUUUCAGAAGGUGGUGGCUGGUGUGGCCUCUGCCCUGGCUCACAAGUACCACUAACCCCAUUUCUUGCUCGUGUUUAUGCACUAAUGUUUUUUGUCCCCUGGAGAAAAACUCUCCAUUGUGGGUCAAAUAAUGAAGACCUUUGGGCUUCUACUUCUAUCUAAUAAAAGAUAUUUAUUUUCCUUGCA
Molecule: messenger RNA, 646 nt
Organism: Myodes glareolus (Bank vole)
Lineage: Eukaryota; Metazoa; Chordata; Mammalia; Rodentia; Cricetidae
Product: hemoglobin subunit beta
Biological process (GO): hydrogen peroxide catabolic process; oxygen transport
Cellular component (GO): blood microparticle; hemoglobin complex; haptoglobin-hemoglobin complex
Molecular function (GO): organic acid binding; peroxidase activity; oxygen binding
Source: RefSeq, a predicted model, not a curated record